Molecule: messenger RNA, 1429 nt
Organism: Drosophila novamexicana
Lineage: Eukaryota; Metazoa; Arthropoda; Insecta; Diptera; Drosophilidae
Gene: Ctns
Product: cystinosin homolog
Exons: 10
Coding region: 71-1243 (390 amino acids)
Biological process (GO): L-cystine transport
Cellular component (GO): lysosomal membrane
Molecular function (GO): L-cystine transmembrane transporter activity
Source: RefSeq, a predicted model, not a curated record
CAUAUUGAAGCUACUGAUUGGUGUUCUAAAACAUAAAACCAACAAAAAAAAAAACGAAUACAAAUGAAAAAUGGUACUUUGCUUGAGUUAUUUACGGCAAACGCUUGUAAUAUUGGCUAUUGGUUUUGGAUGCGCUCAAGAAAGUAGUGUUUUUACAGUAAGUACUCAUGACCUGACGGUGCUGGUGAAUGCCAAUGAAAGCUUCGUGAUUUAUGCUAGCAACAAUCUUGCAGACACUGUUAACUUAACGUUAGUAAAACAACAUGAAGAUCAUGUGGAUUUGGAUCCUGAGUCCUUCAUAUGCCGCGCAGGCAUUUCAUACAAUGAAACUAUCGUUGUAACGGGUCUGGCAGCCGGUCAUGUAGAGAUCACUGCAAGUAGCAAUUCUAGUGACACAUGGAUCACCGAUGCACUUUUUGUGCGAAUCGUUGUGGCUAAAUCUCAAGCUAUUAUUUACACUUCCGUUAUUUUUGGUUGGAUAUACUUCGUGGCGUGGUCAAUAUCUUUUUAUCCACAAAUAUGGAUCAACUAUCGCCGCAAAUCGGUUGAGGGAUUAAACUUUGAUUUUUUAACUCUGAAUAUUGUUGGAUUUACACUGUAUAGCAUGUUUAACUGUGGACUCUACUUUAUUCAAAGCUUACAAAAUGAAUACGGAAAUAGACAUCCUCGUGGCGUUAAUCCAGUUCUAUUAAAUGACGUGGUAUUUUCAUUGCACGCAAUGUUUGCAACAAGCCUUACUAUUGGACAGUGUUUUAAGUAUGAGCGUGGACAACAACGAGUCUCAAAAACUGCUUAUGGUCUCUUGAUAGUUUUUGCUCUUGUUGUGGUCAUAUCAGCAGGGUUGGCCGGAGGAUCUGUAAUUCAUUGGCUAGAUUUUCUAUACUACUGCAGCUAUGUAAAACUGACGAUUACAAUCAUAAAGUAUAUACCACAGGCCUUAAUGAACUAUAAAAGGAAGAGUACUAUAGGGUGGAGUAUUGGCAAUAUUUUAUUGGAUUUUACCGGUGGCAUUCUGAGUAUGCUACAAAUGAUAUUAAAUGCAUAUAACUACGACGAUUGGGUUUCAAUAUUUGGUGACCCGACGAAAUUUGGUCUUGGUUUGUUUUCUGUGUUGUUUGAUAUAUUUUUCAUGCUCCAGCAUUACGUAUUUUACAGACAGGCAAAUAAGUCCUCAAUUUCUUCUCUUACGACGGACACCGAGGUUCAAAGUAAUGGGCAACCGAACAGGACAAUUGAAAAAUAGUGUUAAGCUAACUUAUAUAUAUUGUUGACAAUAAUCUUAGGAGCGAAAAUGACCCUCAAAACGAACUUCACAGAAGGAUAACUAAGAAGUAGAGUUAAACUUUCUUAAUUAUAUUGUUGACAUUAAUCUGUAAUGCUUAAUUUUAAUUUGUACAAAACUUUUUAAUCUACUUUAGUAAUAAUAAUU